Molecule: messenger RNA, 351 nt
Organism: Balaenoptera acutorostrata (minke whale)
Lineage: Eukaryota; Metazoa; Chordata; Mammalia; Artiodactyla; Balaenopteridae
Product: basic proline-rich protein-like
Exons: 2
Coding region: 1-351 (116 amino acids)
Source: RefSeq, a predicted model, not a curated record
AUGGCCAGCCUGCUCUCGAUAGGGCGUUUGCUGGAAGAGCCUGAGCAGCGGAGCCCGCCCUGCCUGCCCAUGCGGGGUCCCCCCAACACUCAGCCGGGCCUGCCCCAUCCAGUGCCCCCUUUUCCCGCUCUGGCCCCCACCUCUUCAUCCCCUCCCCACGGGCCUCCCCUCCGGCCCCUCCCCGGCCCGGCACCCCUUCAGAUGCCUCCAGACCCGGUGUGCGGUACCCCUCCCCCAAAUCCCGCGCCCCCUCAGGCGCGCCCCAGCCCCUCUGCCCAGCGCCCGCUGCCGUCUCCCUUGAACGCCGCGCCCCCUCAGGCCUCCAAGCCCCCGUGUCCGGCGCCCCCUUAG